UUUAGGUAUUGUCCCAGCAGAAGAUGGAUUGAACAUCUUUUCCAAGAUUUUCUGGUCUGUCGGUUCUGGUUCUUCUGCAAUGGGUCCUAAACCAGGGUAUGGUGGUGGUGGUGGUGGUGGUCCAACAUCUUUUGUGUCAGUUUUACUCUCAGAAUUAGAUCGAUAUUUAUUGAGCAUUGUGCUUGUAUCAUCAAUGCUUCUCUUUCUACGGGACUCCUCGACACUACCAAAAGAACUUGGCCCAAACUUAGACGUUUCACCAAAUGGGAAUUUGGGUCCAACUGGACCAAACAUUCCUCUUUUAUAAAAACCUAAACCAGUAUAAGAAUACGUGGAGUAUAGUGAAGAACCUGCAGUGCCAUAACCUGGAUAAUCCACGGGACCCAUACCACCAAAAAUAUUACUUAACAAAUCAGUUUUCUUUGAUAUCAUUGUGCGCGGGUCAACAAGCUUUGGAAAAAAUGAUGGUUUUGGCAUAUAUGGUACUGUUAUAGUUCCCAUUCCUGGGAUACCUGGAGGUCCCAGAGAUCUUGAAUAAACUGCAAGACAUUAUUGCAGCAAAACUUGUCCAUGAUGUUCCUGGUGGUAAUUUUCCAUGAGCUCCUGCAGCAAAAGCCAAGAAGACAACAAACAGUGAUCGAACCAUCUUUGCACUAUAUGAUCAGAGUCGUGUCCGUCGGGGUUUUUAUACUAACCGGUAGAAAUUAAUCCUUACAAAAUCUUGAUUAUUAUCAGGGAUCAGGUUGUUCUAGCGGUGGCAACGGCAAACUCAUUAAAAUAAUCCAUUCUUCAUUUAGAACGUCUACACCUGGGGAUUAUUUGGAGCCAUUGAAAUACGUUAAUGUACAUCAAUGCAAUUUCCUUCUUAAGAUAUUCAUGUGUUAUUAUUAACUGUCAAAUGCAAUUCUUUUGUUUAUCUACAAUGCACUCCCGCUUGUCUCCAUUGUUUUAUAGUGCAUUGUUUGUCUCCCGUGCUUUUCAAGCUUCCGAGAAAUAUUUUAAUACUCUAUAAAAUAUUCAUUAGUUACCAGCAGAAUAAUUCUGUUAGUAAAACUAUUCUAAGGUGAAAGCCUUCAAAAGAAAAUGACCACGUCGGCUAAUAAUUUAUCGGGCGAUGUUAUAGACGCUAUUCGACCUGAUCUUGAGGCAUUUGCGUCGUUGUGGUCUGCUCUGAGAAAAAAUUAUAAAGGAACCAAUAUCACUAGGACUGUAGCACGUCUUUUGCAUAUGUAUCAGCCUGAGGAUGGUGUUCUUGCUUAUGAGCGUCUUCUACGAACAUUAUAUGUACUGCUAGAAGAUUUUGAUGGAGAUGGUUUACAACUUCUUGUAUCCAUGGUACCACCUCCAAAGGGUGUUAAAGAAGAUACUAUAAAGGAGGUCUUUCACAGGGCAACAGGAUUUGUCAGAAUGGAUGCACCAUUAUUCCACAGAAAUACAUUUUAUAUCAGUAGUAAUAAUUCUAUUGCAAUGGAUGGUUCCAAAGUAUCUAAUGGAAGUACAGUUCUACCUGGAGAAUCUGCUUCUUGUAUACCACGAUCUAAUUCUAUGUAUACAAACCCUAAGAAUGUUCAAACUGUAAAAACUGAAAGCUAUACCAGCAAUCAAAAGUCACCUCAGAUGAUACCUCAAGAGGCUGACGUAUUUCGUGGUUUUCCACCAAAUGAAAUCACCAACACGCAAAGUCAUAUACAAAAUCUAAACAAUUUCUAUAGGCCAAGCAAUUAUGAUCAUCCUCCUCAUCAGACCUAUGUUAACUUCAGUCAAGUUGUUGGUCAAAAUUGUGGAGAUGCCAAACAACUUCCAACUAAUACUGUUCUCGCGCCUGGAUAUAGGUUAAAGUGGCUUCAGGCUCCUUAUUUAUUACAAAAGAGUCCUUAUCCACCUUGUCGAGAUGUUUACCUGAAAACUAUAGAUAAUAAAUAUCUGAGACUUCCACUUAGCAAGAUGAAUGACAUUUGUCGACCAGACGUUCUUUACUCUUCUCAGAUACCUUACUACGAAUGCUUGCAUACCAAGAGUAAUACAAUGACCAGUGGCUUGCUGGAAAAGGUGCAGAUACCACAGGACAACGAAAAUUAUUCUAAAGAAACAUCUACUAAGAGAGAUGAAACAGUGGAAAGUCAAAAGCAUGAUAAUAUGCAAAAUGCAGUGUUUAGCAGAAUAUAUAAUGAUAUGGAUACAAUUAAGAAGCAUGAAGGUUCCUACAAAAUCAAUUAUGAUACUGAUACCUGCUGCACUGCUAAUCAGUUACUAAAUGCAAAUGUUGGUCAAGAGAAUAAGGAUAUUAAAAUAAGAAUUCAAAAUAAUGGUACAGAAUUAGAAAAUGUGAUGAAGCCUUUAAAACAGUUUGAAGAGGAAGUUAGAAGAAGACAGAGAGCUAUUCAAGAGGACAUAUUUAAAAUGGAUGUUGUAAGAUGUAACGAAAGUAACCAGUCAAUUGAAAGUCAAGAGGCACUUCGGUUGGAUGACUUAACAGUGAAUGUAAAUCUAAAACAGAGCGUUUGCAACUUUUUCAAGAGAGUAAUAGAUGGCGCAACUGUCAAAACUCGAAAUCUUCCAUGCACAAGACCCUUGAGUGAAAUUCCACAGCCAAUAACUUUAAAUCCGGAUUUAUCAAAUAUAACUUCUCAAUGGCCAUAUACAGCACCACAAUUCUGUGCUAUUCAGGACACAAAUAUCAGCCUGGAAAACAAGCAUUAUGAAGUUUUAGCAAACUCUUCUUUAAGAAGUGAUCAGAAUUUUCCUAUUCGAGACUCUACGAGUAUAAAGGAGGAGAAUAUUCGUAAAGUGACUCGACGACGAAAGGCUGAUUCUACGGGCAAGUCAAAAUCUCAGAAGAUAACGCAGAGAAUACUAAAUCCUUUGAAGACCGUAGAAACUGGUUCGAAUAUUUCAGAACCAAAUAUAAAUUCCAAUUUGGAUCCCGUGUAUCCAAAUUAUCCUACAUCAGAUCAAGGAGUACUCCUUCAGCAAGCCAGUACAUUAACAGAAAUGGCGGCUUAUAAAAAACAGUACUACGAUGCUUUGCUCCGAAUACAAAGAGCAAAAGCAGCUGCAGCUAAUUCUUUAGCUCUGUCUUCAGUAGGCAGUUCAACUGGUUACGAUCCUUACUACUUUAGCUAUUUGAAUCUACAACAGCAGAUGCUCCAACAACAACAACAACAUCAACAACAACAUCAACAUUUGUUACUAGGACCACGUUUUACAGCUCAGAGAUUAGUACGACCUGCUCAUAUGAAUAUGCACGCUACUGCUACUCCCUGGAUUAGGCCCCCAGAUUGGACUUAUCCAUUUGGACAGUAUGACUUCACUAGACACACACACCCACCACACUUCUCCCAGUCAAAUAACAUAAGAUUCAUGAUGCCAAAUUCUACUACAAUGAACGCGCAGAAAUAUAUGGAAGAUCUACAAACGCAAUCAAGACCAGGUGUAAAACGUAGAAAAUUAGAAGAAAUCGUUGGAAAAUUAAAAGAAACAGAUAAUAGUGGUGAUCAUAUGACAUUUUUCCAAUGUCUCAUAUGAGGAUUACAAUGUCAUACUUAAUUGGAAUCGGCUGUGACGGUAUUACAUAACGCAUUAUAACUAACGAUUCUUAAUGUACACGUUUUGUUACAGUAACAUUUGAGAAACUCCUGCUCUACGAAUAGUACUUGUUCCUGAUGACGUAACUUUCAGAGAAAAAAAUGGAUCCAUCCACAUUAUCUCGAAUACUGUACAGAGAGUAAAUCCCAAUUGCCUCACACAAUAUAUAACAAUCCUCCUUAUUCUCUCUGUUUAUCCCUAGUGAUAUACAAAAAGAUGGUAUACAAGAAUAAACGAUAUCGCUAAA
Cephus cinctus (wheat stem sawfly) is the source of this 3832-nucleotide messenger RNA. RefSeq lists its product as uncharacterized. NCBI's taxonomy places the organism in Eukaryota, Metazoa, Arthropoda, Insecta, Hymenoptera, Cephidae. The coding region runs from base 1084 to 3525 and encodes 813 amino acids. The transcript is spliced from 14 exons. The record is from RefSeq and is a predicted model, not a curated record.